AUGUCUAUGGAAAAGAUAACAAGCAUAGAAAAGAAAAGUCAAAGGACCAUGAAACUUAAGAAGAUGGUUGACAGAUGGCAAGAAUUAAAUACUCACUGUCUGUGGCAGAUGACAUUGAGCCAGAGGAGAAACCCAUAUGCCACUCUAAGGAAUCAGGACACCAUGGCACAGGAAUUGGCACUAGCCAACAAACAACUACUGAUGGUCCGUCAAGCUGCCCUGCACCAGCUGUUUGAAAAGGAGCAUCAGCAGUACCAGCAGGAGCUAAAUCAGAUGGGCAAAGCUUUUUAUGUGGAGAGACUAUGA
Molecule: messenger RNA, 306 nt
Organism: Chrysochloris asiatica (Cape golden mole)
Lineage: Eukaryota; Metazoa; Chordata; Mammalia; Afrosoricida; Chrysochloridae
Gene: CFAP141
Product: chromosome unknown open reading frame, human C1orf189
Exons: 4
Coding region: 1-306 (101 amino acids)
Source: RefSeq, a predicted model, not a curated record